Aplysia californica (California sea hare) is the source of this 407-nucleotide messenger RNA. RefSeq lists its product as uncharacterized. The record is from RefSeq and is a predicted model, not a curated record. NCBI's taxonomy places the organism in Eukaryota, Metazoa, Mollusca, Gastropoda, Aplysiida, Aplysiidae.
ACAUCAACACCAACAAGAGGUUUCUCCGGAUAAUGGACGAGUUCUUCGACUACAAAUCUCGAGAAUUCCCAGAGUACGCGACAUACGUCGGUUACCAUGACUACGACGACGCCUUGGAGUCUUUCCAGCUGCAGGCCUUUGACAGGCGGAAGAAUAUGACUGAGCAUUUCCUGGACCAGAUUAAGAACCUGGACACUGGUCAACUGAGCAAGGAAAACAGACGAGAGGCGAAAAUACUGACGUCAUACCUCCAGGCGUUUAUCGAUGGCUACAAGUGGAGAGAGAUCGAGUGCCGUCUAUGCUGAGAGAGUGGGACGUUGAUCAGUUUUUCAUGCCGUUUAAGAACUCACUGGCCACCACCAAGUUCCCUUCCGAUAUUAAGUAAGUAGAGAGAGUGGUUGCGGUGU